Messenger RNA from Cynoglossus semilaevis (tongue sole), 1106 nucleotides. RefSeq names its product phospholipid phosphatase 6-like. The coding region runs from base 115 to 915 and encodes 266 amino acids. Lineage: Eukaryota; Metazoa; Chordata; Actinopteri; Pleuronectiformes; Cynoglossidae. The transcript is spliced from 2 exons. The record is from RefSeq and is a predicted model, not a curated record. Gene Ontology annotation, molecular function: sphingosine-1-phosphate phosphatase activity.
GGAUGGAUGGCUCUCUCACCGGUACACAGCGGGGCUUAAAGUAGUUUUUCCUGACCACCGGUGGCCCCUGCAGAGCGGGUGGAGGGGAGGGGUGGCAUAUCACCGCAGACCACCAUGUUCUCAGCGACCACCAGACGCAACAGUUGCCGCGGGAUCGCGUUUGGAAGCCGAACCACGUCCGAACUCCAUGCCAGGCGCCGGAGCUCCGUCUGUUCCCACGUCCCCGCCGGCGUCCAGCCUGAAGAUCUGUCCGUCAGCCUCAGUCAGCCCAUCAUCACCAUCACACUGCGCUUCCUGCUGGCGAUAGAUCUGUGGCUCUCCAAGCAGUUGGGUGUGUGCGCCUGCGAGAAGUCCUCCUGGGGCAGCAUACGGCCCUUGGUGCGCUUGGUGGAGUUCUCGGGUCACGCCAUCCCGUGGAUCGUCGGCACCCUGUACUCUCUGCUGUGCGGGGAAACGGCGGAGGAGCAGGAGGUGUUGCUGAACCUCACCCUCGCUCUGUUGUUGGACCUGCUACUGGUCCGCCUGUUGAAGGCCCUCGUCAGGCGUCAAAUACCCGUCCAGAACCGCUCCGACAUCCUCUCCGCUUUGUUUGCCGAACGGUACUCCUUCCCGUCGGGCCACGCCACGCGGGCCGCCAUGUGUGCCCGCUUCUUCCUGGCCCAGCUGAGUGACACGGCCUCCACGCGGUUCCUGGUGGUGGGCUGGUCCGUUCUGGUGAGCCUGUCCCGGCUGCUUCUGGCCAGGAACUAUGUGACUGAUGUGGGGUUUGGCCUGGCCAUGGGUUUCUGUCAGUACAGUUUGGUGGAGAGGCUGUGGGUGACCUGGGAUGGCCUUCGGGACCUUCUGUUCCUGCGGCUACGGGAGAGACUCAACUGGGCUUAUGGGGGACUCUGGAUGGACGAUUGGACAUAUUAGAUUUGGUGGAUUCCCCCGAGCAGCGUUUAAGCUAGAGAAUGAGUUUCCGUUUGAAAAGUGUAGCAUGACUGUGUGGAAAAAUGAGCACCAUGUAUUGGGUUAAAUCAAACAUGUUUCUGGAUUUCGAUGUUUUUUUGUUUGUAUCUGUUUGCGCUGUUGUUGCACCGAAAAUAAAACCAUCUGAAAAAUGA